Molecule: messenger RNA, 471 nt
Organism: Caenorhabditis elegans
Lineage: Eukaryota; Metazoa; Nematoda; Chromadorea; Rhabditida; Rhabditidae
Gene: tomm-22
Product: Mitochondrial import receptor subunit TOM22 homolog
Exons: 2
Coding region: 6-335 (109 amino acids)
Biological process (GO): intracellular protein transport
Cellular component (GO): mitochondrial outer membrane
Source: RefSeq, marked reviewed
GAAAAAUGGCACUGGUUCGUGACGAUUUCGACGAUAUUCCAGACUCGGAAAUUCAUGAGACAAUUGUUGAGCGAAUCGAAGGAUUAGGGGAAAUGUUCCCAGAUGCACUUCGUUCAGCAGUUCAUUCAACUGUUGAUUGGUCGAUUUGGGGUGUUAAGGGAGUGUUUUCCCUUACAAAAAGCACAAUUUGGGUUGUAUCUACAACGUCAUUGAUCGCCUUCCUUCCAUACAUUAUCGAAAAGGAACGAAGUGAUUUGGAAAAGACUCAAGUGGCUCAGCAACGUCAAAUGCUUCUCGGACCAUCUGCGGCCAUUCAACAAGCCAAAACUGCUUGAAAAACUUGAUUUUCUCGCCGAAAAUCCCCCUUAAAACCGUCUGAAAUUGAUCUUUUCCUAGAUUUUCCCCUGUUUUUCGUCUUCUGAUAGCUUUUUUUGCGAUAGAAUUCAUUAUCAUAUAAAUUGUUGAUUUUCU